AUAUUAUCCAAUAGUUUUGUAAAAUUUUAUUUAAUCCACCUCAAAUUGUCGAAAUUCGAAAUUUUGAGCAAGAAGAUAGGUUGUGUUGGUUUAGGUUUUGGUUUUGGUUUUGGGCCAGAGACGCUAAUUCGAAACAUUUUUGGUUUAGGGCCGAAUAAACGUGGCGACCACUCGUCCUGUAAAUCCAAACCUACUCGGCUAACAAACAAACAUAUCACGACGCAGCGAGAUCUACCGAGGUUGACCCGCAAACAUUUCCCAAAAUGCCCUCCUCCCCCGCCGCCGCGACCUACACCACAAUCCCGAUUUCCGGCAUCGACGUCAUUUUCCGAUCGACGCAGAACCUCUCCGCCUCCCUCUCUCGCUGCCGCCCCUGGCCGGAGUUCCUGUCGGGCCUGGACCUCCCGCCCUCCCUCUCCGCCGCGUCCCUUAGGUUCCGGCGCAACGCUGCGUACUUCUCCCUAAACUACGCCAUAAUCGUGAGCGCGUGCGCCGCCGUGUCGCUCAUCACCACGCCUCUGGCGCUGAUAGUGCUCGGAUUCGUGUUGUUCCUGUGGUUGAUCUUCCACUUCUUCCGGGAGGACCCGCUGUUGAUUUGGGGGCGGCACGUGAGCGAUUGGGCGGUGAUUGCGGGGCUUGUGAUGCUGUCGAUUUUGGCUCUGUGGAUCACCGGCCCGUUGCAUAACCUGUCGAUCGGCAUUAUCGUGGGGCUGUUGAUCUCCAGCAUCCAUGGCGUGUUGAGAAACCCCGAAGGGCUUUUCCUGGACGAGAACGACGCCGUCUCCACCGGUUUGAUCGCCACUGCUGGACCUUCCUUCACUCCGCCUUUGUGAAUCAUUGUUUUUGUGUGCAUAUGAUUGUUUUGUGUGAUUCUUUGAUGAGCUUGUAACUUUUGAGUGGUUUAUUUAUGAAAAGCGGAGUAGAGCAUUUGCCAAAAUACAUAAAAAUGUGAAUCAAAUGUUUGAGGCUGUUGUGAGUUGAGUUGGUUGUCCAAUCUCAAAUCUUAAAUCUGCUGCUGCCUUGCUAAUCAUAUCAAUUGCUCACUUCCUAAUUUCUAUUUCA
This is a messenger RNA of Salvia miltiorrhiza (redroot sage), 1062 nucleotides long. RefSeq names its product PRA1 family protein G2. Bases 264 to 833 code for a protein of 189 amino acids. The record is from RefSeq and is a predicted model, not a curated record. Gene Ontology annotation, cellular component: Golgi apparatus; endoplasmic reticulum. Gene Ontology annotation, biological process: vesicle-mediated transport. The transcript has a single exon. NCBI's taxonomy places the organism in Eukaryota, Viridiplantae, Streptophyta, Magnoliopsida, Lamiales, Lamiaceae.